AAUUAGCCUUUCUAAUAUCAUCAGACUGAACCGGGAACUUCUUCUUUUGGAUGAAAAUUGCACUACAUGCAGUUCACCGCAAGAUGUCGCCAAAGACUAGUUUCUGUAAUCGGCGGUGACCAGUCUGAAAACUGUAGCUAUAUCAGCGCCACCUCAUGGACGGAAUCCGCCAGUACAACGCGCCUGGCAGCAGAUGAAGAAUUCAAGGGCGGAAUCGAAUGUAUCCCAGUUUCCUUUUUCCACACAUUGUAACCCACUUUCGGCGCGUCACAUUCAAACAAAACUUCCACUCCAUCGUCCAGUUUGAUGCGGACACCUCCUGGACUCCUUUUCUCCCUAAAAAAAAUUCCCUGAUCCCCGGUCAGUCGUCUCCUGUAGGAUAAGCAAUACGAUCUGCUCCCCAACUCCAUUCUCUAUUUUUGUGCUUCCUUGUGCUGCCAAGCCCCUGACGUAAUGCUCCGUGUUAAUUAUUAGCAUGUGGGAAGCGAUGCCGAGACUCUCCUCUGCUGCUUAAACAAGAGCGACUGACUGCGGGGAGAAAAACCUCGUCAAGAUGGCCAAACACACUGACCCAGAGUGAAGGGGCACCGCUCCCCGUCCCGUCCAGUCCUGUCCCGCGACCAGCACCAAUGCAACUGCGCCUUUAGAAAGGAGAUGUUCUCAGUGGAAAAUGCCAUCAAGACUAAAGCUGGAUAGUCACUGUAUGCUGGAGGAAAGCUGAGGAACGUUUUGUAAGCCCCAAGUGGCCAGAGGGUUGGAGAGCUCCAACGAAUACCAUCUCCAAAGCUUCAAAAAGGGAUUCCCUACCGCCAAGCCUAACUCCAAAACCCAAGAACAAAAAUGCAAUACAUUGGUACCCACUAGCAAAUAACAUCUCAAAGGACUGUUUUCUGUCAAACCUCAAGUAAAGGUGAAAACAAGUGUGUUUUUGGAUACGUCUGCGUGGUGAAUCUCUAUUGAGCUGCAAAGCAUUGUCACUGGGUCGUGGCCAUCUCUCUCUCCCUCUCAACGAACCCAAGUCUUGGUACCGUGAGCCUGCCCACCAGAUCAUGAUGUUUCGUGACCAGGUGGGAGUCCUCGCCGGCUGGUUUAAGGGAUGGAAUGAGUGCGAACAGACGGUGGCGUUACUGUCGCUGCUCAAGCGGGUCAGUCGAACCCAGGCACGCUUCCUUCAGCUCUGUCUGGAGCAUUCCUUGGCUGAAUGCACCGAGCUGCAUGUUCUGGAAAGGGAGGCCAAUAAUCCAGUGGUGAUCAGUCAGUGGCAGAGUGAGCCAAAAGAACGGGUCAUCUCUCUGGUUCUGACCCACCUGCCUCUCCUCAAACCCGGCAACGUCGAGGCCAAGGUGGAGUACAUGAGUCUCCUGCCGAAGAUCUUGGGCCACACCAUCGAACAUGGCCGGCACUUAGAGGAAAGCAGGCAGCUUCUGUCCUACGCCCUCAUCCACCCUGCAACCUCCCUCGAGGACCGGGGGAACCUCGCCCUCUGGCUCAACCACCUGGAGGAGCGGGCGGCCGCCCGAGGAGCCGGGGACUCCCUUGAGCGUGUGCCUUCAUCUCACCACGGACAGCCUCCGCACCUCUACCCCCACCACCAGCGCUAUGGGUCGGACGACCGUCUCAACGGCUGGCAGAGCUCGAGGGACUCUGGGCUAGGAAGUUGGCAGCAGCAGCAACAGGGCUGCGAAAACGGGCACCUCUCACUGUACCCAUCAUCCUCCGUGCCCUCCACUAUCAACGCUGUAGGUACAGGCAGUGGGACCAACACAAUCACGGCGCAUGUCUCUUUUCUGGCAGUUCUGUCGGGUGGACAGCACAGUCCUCUGCGGCGUUCGGUGUCUCUGACCCCUCCGAUGAGCGGCGGAUCUAACCAGCCUCUGGGGCACGGAUGGCUCUCCCAGGAGGACCUGCGUCCCCGUGGGCCGGCCCCCGACCACGCCCCCAUCUCUCCUCAGAGCAGCGUGGCGUCCUCGGGCAGCGGCGGCAGCGAGCACCUGGAGGAGCACGCCGCUGUCCGAAGUACAUUCCAUGAGGAGGGCAGCGGGAUGAGGGAUGUGCCGGCAUGGCUGAAGAGUCUCCGUCUACACAAGUACGCUGGACUCUUCUCCACCAUGACCUAUGAUGAGAUGAUGUCGCUGACGGAGCAGCAGCUGGAAGCUCAGCAAGUCACCAAAGGGGCACGGCACAAGAUUAUCAUCAGUAUUCAGAAGCUGAAAGACAGACAAAACGUGCUGCGCUGUUUGGAGAAGGACAUUUUGGAGGGAGGGAAUCUACGUGCUCCUUUGCAGGAGCUCCACCAGAUCAUCCAGACGCCCAUUAAAGUCUGCAGCACAGAGGAGUCUUCACAGCGCCACCUGCUGAGUGCAGAGGGGAAGAGCAGCAUCGCCAGUUCCCACCUGGGCGGAGGAGAGACGGAGGGCAGCUCCACGGUCAUAGCCGAGGGAGACAUCCCCGCUCAGUUCACUCGCGUCAUGGGCAAAGUUUGCACACAGCUCCUCGUCUCUGGGUCGGAUGAGGAGAACAUUAGUUCCUACCUACAGCUCAUUGAUAAGUGCCUAAUCCAUGAGGCCUUCACAGAGACACAGAAGAAGAGGUUGUUGUCUUGGAAGCAGCAGGUGCAGGUGCAGUUCCGGUCAAUUUCACGGAAAACUCUCCUGGACCUAACAGGACAGAGAAGAAGUCGUUACGGUCAGUCCAACUCCCUCCCAACCACGGGAUGCGUAGGCAGUGGCGUUCCCACCCGGAGGAACCUCCGCCAGUAUCAGAUGCGGAGUUUGCCUGGUGUCAGACCCAUCCUUUUGGGUACCACCGGCCUGUUCGGACCAACCCCCCGAAGCGGCAGCAGCACCCCUACCGGCCUGAAGCAGGGAAGACAGGGUUUGUGGUUUGCCAAUCCAGGGGGCAGUAACAGCAUGCCCAGCCGCACCCACAGCUCAGUUCAGAGGACUCGAUCGCUACCCGUCCACACCAACCCACACACCAUGGCCAUGUUCCAGCAAACAGAUUUACAGGUGCCUGUGACUGAGCCUGACAUCAAUAACCGUUUGGAGUCUCUGUGUCUCAGCAUGACUGAACACGCUCUGGGAGAUGGUGUUGAUCGAACUUCAACCAUCUGAGAGAAGAGAAGAAAAGAGGGAGCACAGGGACACGGCAUGCCUGGCAGCAGGGUGAAAGGUCAUCACGAGGUCACGAGACCCUCUGCCUAUAACUCCCCUCCCCCCCUCCACCUGCUCACCUACCAACGCCAAAUAGCCAAUAGGAGAGGUGGGGCGUGGUCUACACAGCGCCAUUCACCAUUUUCUGAAAGGCUUAACACAAGCAAGUUCUGUCACCAUGACUACUUCAGCGUGUUUACAUUCGAGUUUGGGAGAAAAUCACAUCUUCAACACUUCCUUAGAAGAACGCCGCAAAGGGUCUACGUGUCGACAGGCCAUUAGAGGGGGUCCGUAAUGCAACGGAGACAACUCAAAGUGUUCAGGUGGCUGUCUGGGACGUCACGAACUCCAAACCAACCAGCGGACAAAACCAGAUCAUGACUUAGUUGCAGAUUGGAUUUCUGUGCCUCUGUGCAGAUGCUAAAAAUAUUACGUUAUAGCAUGUUUACACGUAAUACUGUCAACAAAAUCCGAAGUCAUUUUUUUCAGGUGCGAGCGUUGUCAAAAUCCGAGGACGGUGCACAGCUUUAGGUUCCUAAAUGGCUUCUUAGUUUACAAUUGUGUUUGUAUGUACUGUUUUGUUCUAGUUUUCGUUUGUGCCAGCAGGAAAGCUGAUUUACAACACUACAAUGACAGUCAGAGCUACGGAUGGUACUGAGAAGAAAGAGAGGGAACGUGAGAGCAGCGAUGGGAAAGGAAACAGGAAGUGAUGUCAGUGCAAGGGUCUGUAGAGGGAGCAAGGAAUGUCGUACAUGGAUUCUGACGUGAGGAACAGUCGAGGGAGGUCAGGAGGUCAGAGAAGUGGAAUACAGGAGAAAUGCCAGCAAAUGCAAGUAGAUGGAAAGGUUGAAGAGGAGCAGGUGAACAUGGAGGUCAGAGGUGAGGUGCGCAGAUCCAGACAGAAUAUGCAGAUAUAUAUAUAGAUAUAUAUAUAUAUAUAUAUAUAUAGUAAUAUUUUUGUAAAAUAUCUAUAAUUUUUUAUUUAAAUAUAUUUGUAAUAUUUUAUUUAUAUUUUAAUUAAAUUGAUUAAAAUAUAAAUAAAAUGUUAAAAAUAUAUUUAAAUAAAAUUAAAUAAAUCGAAGAAAAAAAAUUAUAUGUGUUAACUAUUUUUAGUGGAGAAUUUGUGGUAAACAUGGUAAAAUGUGUUAGACCUUUUAUUUGUGUCUGAAAGGAUAAACAUGCUUGGGAGACGUGCACAACUUCAUGAAUGAUGUUCGUUCAGAUACACAAAUAUCUUUUUAUGCAUGUAAUUUUUUUUUUAUCUGUAAAUGCACAGCCGUAGAUUGAUCGUUUCGCGAUUUUGGGAAGAUUGCAGGUGUCGUAUGGAUGUUUUCAGCUGGUUUCUGUGUAUUUGGGAUAUCACAUCGCGUGGUACACUGUGUCAGUAGACUGUUGGAGAAACAGGGAGAAAUAUACAGUUUAUCACAUGAGGAAAACACUAAUGCACCAGUUUCUAGUACAGAGCGCCAUCAUGUGGUGAAACUGUGCAAUAAUUACCAAUAAGUGAGGCUAGAGUCUUUUUUUUUUACAGUAUUGUCUUAAUAUCAGCCAUUAGUUAAUCAUGCCAGGUAUAAAAAGUAGAACGUUUACAAUAAGAAAUGAGCUUUUAGUUUUGGACUCUUACAAGUGAAGAUCUGAUUUUCUGCAUGGGAAGGGUCUGAAAGUUUUUUUUUUUUUUUUUGCUUUAAUUGUUUUAAUCUGGGACAUUAAAGUCCCUUUAUGAGGGUGUUCAGUGAUUGGUAAUGUAUCUUAUUUAGAGUUUUUCAUAUAAUAACUUUGCUUUUCCUGCCCUUGGUGCUGUGAAUCCUUGCUGAAACCAUCAAAAGUGAAUUUGCAAUAACGUGCAAUAGACUCUGCAUCAGCAACACGGUGUGAAUCAUAGGGCUGAGGGGGAACUGGGGGUCCCGGAAAGAGGAACUGGACUAACAAACCCCGCCCUCUCCUCCAAAUCUCCCACAAUUCCCGUAUUCGCAGGCCUACAACUUGACGCACCUACCCACACCUCAAGUGUUUAAUGCUUUUUGGCUCAUCCAAAGAAACCAGUCAUGAUUAAACAGACAGUAAAGAGGCACUUUCACAUCCGUUGAGUGGCGACCGAUGAGGUUCAAGCUGCCUAAAAGAAAGAAUGUUGACUAUGCAGUGUGUCGGCUUGGUGCCUCCAAACUAGUGCUUUUAAAGUGCAUGAAAUGCCUUAAACGGAAUGGUAGCCGGUGUUUUACAAGCGUGUUAGCAAACCAUCAUGUGGCAUCUUGUGCAUCUUGUUUCUAGAGGUGCAUUUAUUUGUGUGUAUUAAGCCACUCAUCACUGCCAUUUGAAAACAAUUAGCAGAUUCAAAUGAUUAUUUAUUCUUUUCUAUUAUUGAUGCAGAGGUUAUUGUAUUCAUUAGAUGUAUUAUUUAAGAUACCUUGUGUAUUAACUUUUUUGCUAUGGCUGGUAACCAUAAGUACAUCUCAAAUAACAACCUAGUUAUUUUUUGACGUUUUGUUUUCCCAAUUUGCAUUAAAAAAAAAAAAAAAAAACGUACCUGAUAGUCAAAAGACAUAUCAGUUUUUUGUUAUGUUGUUUUAAUAUUGCUGUUUUACUUUCUUUCUUGUAUCUAUAAAUGCUUAUAUUUUGCUAACACUGCCCGGAUUGUGUAUUUUAAAUUUUAAGGAGUUUUUUUUUUAUAUAUAUUGUCACACGUUGUAAACAAAGAGCCAGUUUUUUUUUUUUUCCUCCUCCUUUUUGAGAUUUCGCUGUUAUUCUGUUGCUGUUUUUCACCUCAGCUGUAGUUACGGUGUUUGAUGCCAAAUACUUACGGCGUAGCGUCAUUGCGUAGUUCUUUACGGUGCGUUUCCACUACAGCGUCAAAUCUGCGCUCAGUGCCGCUGGCAACGCCUCUAAAAACAAUGUUUACACCCUGUUUGCGUUUCAGCUUCCUCUUUUCACAGCGAUUGGUUGUCGCCCGGCGUUUUUCGCUCGAUAUUUGCAUAAAGUCGAGCAAUGCCCAACAUUUUUGACGCUCUCGGCCGCUCUCAACGCUUUCUCCGCGCCACUUUCAAUCCCAUAAUACAUCGCGCGAGCGUUUAAGCUCAACUUUCAUAGAAAUGAAUUGAAAACGCUCGCUCCGCUCCGCUCGCUGCGGGCCAGUGGAAACGCACCGUGACGAAGAAUGCUGCUCGCUUGUGAUUGGAUAACGAAGAAUGAUGCGUAUUCAGCUCUGGUUUGUUUAAUGUUUUUCAGAUUCGUUCCCUCGUUGCGAACAAGUUUGUUUUUGUCCAAAUGCGCUCGACUGCAAACAUGCAGCAAAAUACAAUGCUGUAACAGUGUUAACAUUUACAUGUUGCCUUGGUAUUCCGAAAAAUAAAAAUAAAACUAGCAUUUUAGUGUUUUGUAAAAGGUUUUGCGCGUUAGCAUAUUGGAAUUGUGAUGCUGAUCGAUUUUAUUUUUAUUUGAUUUUUUCCCCUUUAUUCUGAAGGGUCUUGCUUUACUACGCUCUUUGAUUUUUGUUUUUUAUUUGAUUUUUUCGUGUUAUUUUCAAGAGCCGAUGUCCUGUAUUGACUGCAGGCUGACGUACAUAUACAUAUAUAAAAUAUAUAUAUUUUAAAAGAAUCUUAUGUUUAUGAAACGAUAAAACCAAAUAAAAACCGCGGAAAAAAUAAAUAAAACACGAAAAAAAAAAAAAAGUAAUUUAUAUUUUAGAGAUGCAUGCAAGAGGCUGGGAAGUCAUAUCUAGAAUAACAAAUGGCAGUGCCUUUUUUUGUAUUCAGACAUUUACCCCAAAUGUAAAUGAUUUUAUAUGGCUCUAAAAUAUAGAGAUAAGCAAGACGCAUUGAUGGUCGAAACUUCAAAUCAUACAAAGUUCAUACGAGCUGAUUCUGAUGCGUUUGCUCAGAAGGAGCGUGCUGGUAGUUCAUGGGAAUCUGUAUGCUUUAGGUACUUCAGUGCUGUUAUGAAGUUAUGAUUAUAUCUGUCUGUACAACACAGAGAUGUGUAUAUAUUUUUUGUUUGUAUGUGUGCGAGUGUGACACUGUACGUGUAUCCAGGUGAGAAACUGGAUUGUCUUGUAAUUUUUGUACAUAUUCUUUCUUAUUUGCAUCAUAACAUGGAUGGUUUCAUUAGAGGCUGUUUUUUCCUGUUACCUGAGGCAUCACAGCUCGUGUUACGUCUCUCUGCUCAUCUUACUGAAAUAAACAUGACUUUAGUCAAUAAAGAGAGGGAUUCUGUAAUCUCUUUCCCUCUUUGGUUCGUGGCCUUGUGAGUGUGUGUUUUUGUGCGUUAAUGGGAGAUUAUGUUGUUUGUGUGUGUGAUGUUCUGUCCGCCAACUGAAUGUGUUUUUGUCUGUUUCAUUGGGUCUGUGUUAAGUGCUUGACAUCUUUGUAAUAACCACAGACGAAAAGUAUUAAAGAGUAACUUUUGAAAAGGACGCUGUGUGUUUCUUUCAUUUUCAAAGCAGCUGUUGAAUGGUAUGGUCUGGAGGAAGCUUUGCUCAUAUAUUCAGAGUAACUAACCACAUGAGUCUGUGAGGAAUUUACUGCCUCCUCUUGGUUUUAACCAAUCAGAGAGCUCGAGACAGAUUUUUAUUGCCAAGAGGCGGGGAUUUCUGUGAAGAACAAAAAGAGAGAGAGAAAUGCUGAGUCACUCUCGUGUUUUAUGAACUCAUUUAUGAUGAGCCAAUGGAAGUGUCACAUAGAUGGGCAGUGUUGUUCAUGGAAAAUAUGGGAAAGAAUUAGGAAGUGAUUUUGUGUGUGUGUGGAACUGAAAAAGAUCAUUAAAAAGUAGGAUUUCACCAUGAAAAUAUUUGUUCAAAAAAACAAAAAACUAAUUGGGCUUCUGCUGCCUGACUAAACUACUUUCGUGGUUGAGGAAACAUCACGUUUAAAUAAAAGAUUGAGAUUAGAAUAUUGAACUCUAAAGGAAAGAAGCCAUUUUUCAUAUUUAGCAUUUAUUUAUUAUACAGUAAUUUCACAAAAUUCUCCCUCCUCAGAUUUCAUUUUUUCAUUAAAGACAAAAAAAUAAAAAUAAAAUAAGUGUCUUACAGUAACGAGAAUCUUUUUUUAACAUUACAAUGACAAUUUGUUUUUCUUUUGAAUUUGGGGUAAAAUAUGACAUUUGUGUGAUCCACCCUUUAAUGUUUCUUGUCUUUUGCUUACUAACCCCCUCAACAAAAACUACAUUUAAACUUUAAAAAUAACAAGAACAUUCUAUAUAUUUUCCACAAGAUCUUUUAUUAUUUUAAGCUGAAAAUGAUGAUGAACAUCAAUAGUAAAUAUUUGAAAGGCUCUUUGAGUCUUUCGUUUAAAGAAGGCCACAUGAAUAACACUCAGUUCUCAAUAUCAAGUGCUCAUUUUCUUAAUGAAUCCACUGAUAUGACGCGAUUGUGACAUUGAACAUCUCAGAUACCGUCUGGCUCAGUUUCAUCUGAACUCAAUGUUUCAUAAUGAAAAAAAAAGUCACUACACGGGCAAUACAACAGUAUCAGUAAAUCCACAGUAUCUGUCAUUUUUGAGGUUAAUAUAAUUUACUACAAUGAUACAUAUGUAUAUAGUUUAAAUUGUAACUCAAAAGCACAUACCCAAGCACAGGUAAACAUGCAUCAGAGGAAA
Messenger RNA from Onychostoma macrolepis, 8737 nucleotides. RefSeq names its product sterile alpha motif domain containing 4A (gene samd4a). Bases 1050 to 3113 code for a protein of 687 amino acids. Gene Ontology annotation, molecular function: mRNA binding; translation repressor activity; protein binding. NCBI's taxonomy places the organism in Eukaryota, Metazoa, Chordata, Actinopteri, Cypriniformes, Cyprinidae. The transcript has 15 exons. Gene Ontology annotation, cellular component: P-body. The record is from RefSeq and is a predicted model, not a curated record. Gene Ontology annotation, biological process: negative regulation of translation; regulation of mRNA stability; nuclear-transcribed mRNA poly(A) tail shortening.